Rhinichthys klamathensis goyatoka is the source of this 1882-nucleotide messenger RNA. RefSeq lists its product as uncharacterized. Lineage: Eukaryota; Metazoa; Chordata; Actinopteri; Cypriniformes; Leuciscidae. The transcript is spliced from 5 exons. The record is from RefSeq and is a predicted model, not a curated record. The coding region runs from base 335 to 1834 and encodes 499 amino acids.
GGAAAUUUGAUCCAGACUCAUCGGCGCUAGGCCUGUGAUUUACAUGAAGAAGUCCAAAAAGGUUCAAAGCUUUCUGAAGUUUAGAACUGAAUCGGUCAUCGUGACUCAGUCCAGACGCUACACGUUAUACUGUAUAUGGAGCUUGGAAAAUAGUGUGAUAAAUGUCACUAGAUUCUGUCCUCUUAUAUAAAUGUUGCUGUUAUGUUUCUUAUUAUCAGAAUAAUUGUUUUUGUGUACUAUAUAGUUGAUUUAUAAAUGCUGUAUGUUGUCAUAAAUUAACAGGAUUUUUAUUUCUCUGUAUUUGAUCAAGUUUGGGUUCUAUGGUGAUAAAGAAAUGAAGAAGUCUGCAGUGAAACUCCUGCUGAAUCUCAGUGUUGCUGCAGUUGAAAAUGUCACAGUUACAGGAACAAGAUUCUCUACUCUGCUGUCGUCUGUGUGCAGUUACAAAACCUUCCCUUUUCAUGAAGAGUGGUAUUAUUAUGUUUAUCAGAGUGAUUUCCUGCUGGAUCUUUACUCACAUGUGAAGAACUAUGAGACUCAAACAGGCAGGAGUUUCCUUCCAGCAUUACAGUCAGUUUUCCAGUCUCCUGAUGUCUGGAUCAUAGAUCUCUCACAGAGAAAGACCUCCGUCCUCCUGGAAGUGCUGAAACUCCAGACAGAGAAGAAACCAGUAGAGCUGAGCGGAUGUUCAGAGGAAGAGAGUGAAAUGAAGAGUUUCCUUCAGUGUCUGUCCUACAUCUCACAGCUGAGCUGUUCUGAGCAGUGUUUGUUAGCUUUAGUUGAAGUGGUUGAGCUCAGAGAGAAUCCAGAGCUGGUGACUUCACUGUUGGAGCUUCUCGGCUCCUCCGUCAGUCUGGAAGGAAGUUUACCCAGUAAAUCCUGCAGGUCUGUGGGACGAGUCUUACGCUUCUCUUCUGACAGACUCAACCUCUCUCUAAAACCUAAAGCCAUCUCUAUAAGAGGAACCAGGCUUCUCUUCAGACACAUCACACACAUACACACACUCAGGCUGAGUGUUUAUAUGGUGCUGAGAAUAGUGCAGGUGUUGAGGUCAAUGAGGGUUCAAACUCCCGUCACUGUUAAUGAACUCACACUUGAUCUGAAUGGUGAACGGCUGUCAGAGAGGAAGUGGUCGAGAGUCCUGAGCAGUUUGGCCAUCUUUCUGAGACGCUGGACUGUCCAGUGUUUGAACCUGACUGAACACAAGAUGGCGUCUGUUUCUCUAUGUGUCCUAUUGUGUCACCAGGCCCCAGUGAUUCUCAGAGCGUCUAAAGAGAGUCUCCAGAAGCUGGUUGAAUGUGUCUAUGAAGCUCAGGAAGAGGAACUGACUCAGCACUUCCUGCAGAAAGUGGGCGGAGAUCUGACUUCCUGUUCCUUGAGCUGGGAAGAGCUUCACUAUUUCCUGCGGCACAGAAUUCAACAAAUCACUGUGAACUUCAGAAAGAGCGACAUUCGGUGCAACAUCAGAGAAAUCCUGCCAUUUCUGAACAGGAUUCAGUUUAAACGGAUGAGCUCUGUCUUCAUGCUGUCUGUAAUCACAGAGAUCUAUGAGAGCGGCUCUGUUGAGUGUGUGUUCAGUCUGUUGAGUUCAGUGCAGAACUACAUCAGCCUGCAGAGCAGAGAUCUGGACUCUGGCCACUGUGCGGCGCUGCGCUUCACACUGCAACACUGCACUGCAGUUUCACUCGACCUGCUGUGGACCUCCAUCCCAGAGGAAGAGCUGGAGAGCAUUGUGCCUCUCUUCAGACAUGUGUCCCGCAUGAGGUCUCGCUGCUUUACUCUGGAGAGGCUUCUCAAUGCGAAGGCUGCGUUCCUCCUUUACCAGUCCUUCUGAAGCGUUACACACUGGAGUCUAGUGGAUCUCAUAUUAAUAAUAUAUCUU